Molecule: messenger RNA, 354 nt
Organism: Suillus plorans
Lineage: Eukaryota; Fungi; Basidiomycota; Agaricomycetes; Boletales; Suillaceae
Exons: 2
Coding region: 1-354 (117 amino acids)
Source: RefSeq, a predicted model, not a curated record
AUGAACACAGUACAGCAUUUGGACUUACAUUGCAAGGUUUAUCACACAGCGGAGAAGCUCUCUUGGAUAUAUACCGAAUGGAUGACAGGCGAACAUGCCUGGGAGAUGCAGUCUGCACUUCCCCAUGGCGCAACUCUCCUUGGUACCAUUCUAUCCUCGGACAAGACAUGCAUUACUGCAUUGUCAGGCGACCGCAUUGCACAUCCUCUCCUUAUCAGCCUCACCAACAUUCAUAUGGACAUACACCUAAAAUCAUCUUCAAACACCUUCCUUCUUGCCGCCUUACUUCCAGUCCCAAAAUUGAGCCCCUUCAGUGACAAAUUCCGUAUUAUACGGGCCACCCGACCUACAUAA